This is a messenger RNA of Aspergillus eucalypticola CBS 122712, 2670 nucleotides long. RefSeq lists its product as uncharacterized. The record is from RefSeq and is a predicted model, not a curated record. The coding region runs from base 1 to 2670 and encodes 889 amino acids. The transcript has 5 exons. Lineage: Eukaryota; Fungi; Ascomycota; Eurotiomycetes; Eurotiales; Aspergillaceae.
AUGUUUGACAAGCUGAAGAAGAAGCUACACCAUCACAAGAACAAAAGUCAUGCUGCCGAAGCACCUGAGUUGCCGACGGCAGAUGAUGCAAAGGUAGCUUCUCCCGGACUCGAAGAAGAGAAGAAACUCCCAACCAGGAAAGCCGCAAAUUCGUUGCAGGCCGACCCACAGCCUGCGGCACAGCCAAAUGCUUUUGCAAAAGAUCUCUGGUGGGACGCCCUCCAGAAACUGCCCGCUGCGAAGCAGACUCAACUGAAGAGCAUGGGAUUCGGAAAGCUCGGCUCGGGGGAAUCGGUCGAGACUGGUAUCGACGAUCUCGUGGAGGCUGUCAACAAGAAGCAGGAAGAGUGUGAGAAAAAAUUCUGGCGUGUCUCAGUUGGAGAUAACGACAUUGUCCUGCGGAACUAUACAACGAAGAUCGUCGGUUGGGUGCAGAAAGCCGGUGAUAUUGCAAUUCAGUUCGCACCGCCGCAAGCUAGUAUGCCAUGGUCUGCUAUCAAGUCCCUCAUGCAGGUCCCCGUCAUUGAAGGGGAACAGAUGGCCGCCUUGCUAGGAGCCACUGAGAAGAUUGUUCGCAUCGUCAGUCGGGGACAAGUCUAUGAACAAGUGUACUUGUCAAAUGUCCCCGGCUCACCCGAAGAUAAACUAUCGAGGGGUCUGCAGGAUGCCUUAUUGAGGAUCUACACUACCUCAUUGGAGCUUCUAGCAGAUUCGGGCGGUCUAUUCUCUAAAAAUACCGCUCAUAGGACCCUUGAUGCGAUCCUGAACCCGGGGAAUGUUUCUAGCGGGCUCUCAGCUCUUGCACAGCAAGAAGAUGAGCUUCUUCGUGAUGUCCAAGCAUGUGAGACUCGACGCAGUGCAGCAGCAGAUGAUCGAAUGAUCGGGAUGCUUGACGCUCUGAAUGCUCCAUUAACACGAGUGGAUAAGAAUGUACAGACUCUUCUUAAAGGGAUGGAGAAGGAAGGGCGCAUUGCAUUGCUGGAAUGGAUUUCGUCGGUGCCGUUUGGUGACCAUCAUGGCAACGUGAAAGAGGGGAGGACACCCGGAACGGGUGAAUGGCUGUUACAGGACAGUAGUUUUUGUAGUUGGGAAGAAGCCAGCUCAUCUGGUAUUUUCUGGCUUCAAGGCUCUCCAAAGCUAGCCGGUACGGGAAAGACGUACCUCACAUCGCGAGUCAUCGAUCUUUAUCAGAGCAUGCUGAGCGACCCUCCCAAAGAUGAGGGUUUCGCCUUCUUUUACUGCAACAGGAAUGAAGAGGAUCGUGGAAAGGCACUGUCUGUUUUCCGAAGCUAUGUGCGCCAACUUUCAACUACCCCGGCCAGUCCCGAAUCAAUCCAGACUGAGUUGAAGAAGGCAUGCUCGGAGGCUCGAGAAAGCGGAUCAAAGCUCAGCUUCGAAACCUGCAAGGAACUAAUUGCUGAGUCUUUGAAUGUGUACCCAAAGACUACGCUGGUGAUUGACGCUCUCGACGAAUGUGAUUCAGAAUCUCGCGAUAUAAUAAUUGAUACGCUGAACACUCUUGUGUCUGAAACGAACAAUACCGUCAAAAUAUUUAUCUCAAGUCGACCUGAUCCGGAUAUUCAGGCUCUAUUGGUGAGGAGUACCAGCGUCGCUAUUCAAGCAAGUCACAAUCAAGCCGACAUUCAGAAAUUUCUCGAAAUACAACUGGACAACCUCGCCAGAAAGACCGCCUUCAUUGGCCGGAUGAAGGCAAAAAUCAUUGCUAAGCUUCUGGAGGGUUGCCAGGGAAUGUUUCAAUGGGCGUCGUUGCAGGUUCACCAAAUUUUUAGAUGUAAAACUGAAUCAAGCGCUUGGAAGCGACUCGAAAACCUUCCAGAGGAUCUUCAGAAGGCAUAUGAUGAGAUAUGGAAUGAGAUUGAAGCUUUAGAGGAGCCAGACAAGACCCUCACUAAACGCGCGUUGACAUGGGUAAUGGCCGCACACAAGCCCAUGAAGACCAAUAUGCUCCUAUCUGCGAUCCGUGUAGGAUCAAAAGAUGACGAAGAAUUCUUGGCUGAUGAGAUUGACGAGCAAGGGUUACUAUCACUUUGUAACAACUUCCUUGUGAUUGAUUCAAAGAUGGGGGUGUGGCGUUUCUCACAUGCUUCGGUCAUAGAAUACUUGGAAAGCAGGCACAAUUGGACCCUCCCUCAGGCACAUUGCCAUGCCGCUACUGCUUGUCUCUCGUUUUUCAUCAACGUCUACGAGGAUGAUCUGGAAACUGUGCCCAAUGAAGAGCUGCAGGAUUUCUGGCGGAGCGAAGAGUCCAUUCCAGAUGGAAAGUUCGACAUCAUCGACAUACGGAACCCAUUUCACAUCUACAUUAGACACUACUGGGUUGUCCACGUGCAUGGAUCCGGCUGUUCCGAAGAAAGCACGGUGGCAUCCCUUUUGAAGACCUUCCUCGGGGCCCCCGAUGACAGCAGUGUACAAUAUCGGACAUGGUACAGGCAAGUGCGGCUUGAUGCGAGCAUGAAGCCCCUUCUUGACAACUCAACUGGCUGGGACAUCUCUGGCUUCGAUAGCAAUACCUUCAACUACUACCUCCCUCCCCUGGAACUUAUCUAUAUUCAGAUUGGGUAUAUUUGGGGGAGCGAACUAGAACCAGAAGAUGCCGCCAUUUUCGCCAUGUGUCGCUUCGCAUUUGACAAGAUUCUGUGGGGAUGGUGA